Messenger RNA from Xyrichtys novacula (pearly razorfish), 17882 nucleotides. The record is from the annotation of a GenBank genome assembly. Lineage: Eukaryota; Metazoa; Chordata; Actinopteri; Labriformes; Labridae.
AGCCUUUGAGGAGAAAUCAGUGCGAGAGAGUGUGGCAGAAGAUGUCUGCGGAGGGAAGGGAUGCGUCACUGGAUUAGUGCCUGAGAAUCCGUCCCAGCCUCUUCUUUCUCCUGAGCUGCUGAGACGCCACCAGAAGGGCAGGACACUCAAUACUCCUUUUUACCUCCACCAAGCCUUCCACAUGAGCCAGCCAAGCCUUAGCUCCCCACCAGGAUGAAGAAAGAAAAGAAAACGCAUGCUUUACUGUUCCUCCUCCUGAUUCACUUUACCUCAGGUAGGGCUCUGCUUCUCUUUCUUUUAUACUGUUUGUUCAUCUGGUUAAGACUUCUUGCCCUCUUCUUAUCUGGUUAAUCCUUUAACGCACAUCUUAGUGUAGACUCUGCAUGCAGCCUGCAGUUAUUGAUUGAAAUGGGUGAUUGCAUGUUUGUGUUGUCACAGAAACUUGAAUCCAGAUUAGACAAACAUUAUUCAAUUUAUCUCCAUUCUCCUUUUUCUCCCUCUGCUGUCGGUUCCUGCACUUUGUAGCAAGUGAGUGCGACAGUCAUCACAUCAUUGAAUAACAAUAAGAUCUGUUUAUUUAGACAAACUUGUUCGAUAGAUGUGACAUUUUACAAGUUUUCUCUGUACAUUUUGAACUUGUUAUUGAUCAGUAGUCUAGUAUCACUUUUUGGUUCUUCUCCUUCUUAUAUAAAAUGGUAUUUUUUGUCUGUUUUGAUUAACAGUCUAGUACUAUUUCUUUAUUAACAUAAUCUUUUGUAUUCCCACGAAGGGAAGACAGACUACGCGCCAUAUUUUUACGACAAUGGACCCAGCAGCACAAAUGGAAAUAUGGCCUUGUUUAGCAUCUCUGAGGACACACCAGUUGGUAAGUCUCGUAAUCUCAUGAUAGAUUGAUCUGUUUUUGUUUAUUUCCUGUCAUUUAAAAGGAUAUACUGUCCAUGUUUGGGUGUUUGACACACUCGUGCUGAGGCCAAAGCUAAUCACUGUAACACCUACUGGAUCGUGACGUAUUUUUAGUCUUGGAGGGUGAAAACAACACCUGAGUGACAGCUCAUGUGACUCGAGUGGUAAACAUGUUAUUUAUAUUGAAUAUAAAACACAGAAUAUAAAAGCAAAGGUAUUUAAACCCUCCUUAAAUGAUUUUAAAAGCAUAAUAGAUAGAAAAUUUCAGUUUCUUUGUCUUUUUACCAAACAGGUACGCAGGUUUACAUCCUGAAUGGAACAGACCCAGAAGGAGAUCCGGUUCGAUACUGUCUAACUUUUGAAAAAGGUUCGCAGGAAUAUUUAAGGGCGGAACCAAAGUCAGGAAACGUGACCUUAAUUCAAGAGCUCGACAGAGAGGUGAGGCUGAUUGUGAGAGACUCUGACUUUACAGGAGGCUGCGGUAAAAGUGACAACACGGAGACAGUGACACCUUGACACCUUUUGUCUUUGCAGAAACAAGAUGAGAUCUCGGCACUUGUGAGCAUAACUGACGGUCGCAAUAAGGUACGUCUUUACUGCUCAUGUGACGUUUUUCCAAGUGUUGAUGAACUGUUCAGUGAAUCGUGAAAUUUUGCUGGUAUUGUCACCCCCUGUCUGGUGAUGUGGUUCGUUUACUGCCUUUGUUCCAGAAAGUAGAAAUAAAAAUUCCCUGAUCACUUUUCAGCAUCAUUAUUUCUGUCUGAACAAGGUGUCUCCACUUCUAAUUGAAAUUUUGUUUUCUUUCAGGUCAUUGAGACAGUAAGAGUGUUCAUCACAGAUGCCAACGAUGAACCACCUGAGUUUCAAAACCUGCCUUUCAUCAUUGACAUCCCAGAGGUACAGUAUUAUGAAUCAGUAACACAAACUGUUAUGAUCCGGUCACAUUUAGUGACACAAAUAACCUGUUCACUUCCGGCUAAGACAAACAAAUAACUAAUAGUUAUAGAUGAUUAAAGGUUUAUGAAAUCUGUUGUUUAAUCACCAGGAUACUGCUCCAGGAAGCAGCAUCUACAGAGUCCAAGCAGUGGACAAAGAUUUGGGCUCAGGAGGAAGCGUCUCUUACUACCUACAGGUAAAAAGAUUCGGUGUUACGCAGAUGAUGUGCUGAUGUGACCCUCAUAUCUUCAUCAUUGCCUACAUAGAAAGAUAAAGUGUGCCUCAUAUUCCCUAAAAUCAUUCUGUUGCCUUUAUUUGGCCUUGCUCAGCUGACUGUUUCUAUCUUCGCUCACUUAAGCCCUCGCACUGACACGUGCCCAGAAAAGUGAGCUAUAGUAAAGCAGGGGCUAAAAAAAGUUAAUGCUGUUUUAGCUGCUUGCUCACAGCUCUCAGUUGAUUUUCAAAGUUGAUUGAAAGAUUUUACUAAUCACAUGUCUAGCUGUUAAUAGCUUUGCUUCAGCCUACAUCUUCAGACCUAUUUAUUCUGACAACCUGACGACAAGCCAACAGGCUUAUCCUUUCAGCUCCAGAAAACCUUACUUCAAAGCGUGAGCAAGCUUGUCUUUUUCAGUUUCUCCCCCCUCUUAUUUUCACGUCUCCUUGAUUCCAUAUGAAUAAGUCUAAAACACAUCAUUUUGUCAAGUUUACCCUCCCUGUUAUGUUACUCUAAACGGGCUCAGUUUGGCCAAGGGUCAAGCUUAAUUCAUGAGAGCUAUGCUUGCCAUGUGGAAGGAAAAGGGCAUUCGAGUGAUGUGGGAGAGAAAGAUUAAUCUGGUACCAGAGAGCAGUCUGGAAAUGGUGUUACUUUAGUGGAUUAAAUUUCAAUUACAUUUGAGCAAGGCACUGAAGGCUUAAUAAGGGCUUAGGUUUGGUGCAGGCCAACAGCUGACAGCACAGUGGUUGUUACUGUGUCAUCUAUGAAACAAAAACAACCCUAAAGGCACUAGAAAAAUGUCAGACUUACACAGAGGUGAAGAGAGACUUUAAAAUAAGCUUAACUGUUCUCGGUUUCUUGACUGUUCAACUCUGCUUUGCUCAUUUUCAGACAUCAUCUGUUGGCAAAUUCACCAUCGACGGACACAGCGGUGUCUUCAGAGUCAAACCUGGUGAGACUUUGGACUACGAGACCACGCCAACACACUUUGUGACAGUGGUCGCAAAGGUGAGAAAUCAUUGUCACCCCCUCCUUUAGGAAAAGUCCUCUUUGGACAGACACACACUGUUCAAAUUGAGGUCAAUUUUGACUGUUGCACAAAGGGUUUAGGAGUUUGGAAGAAGUCCAGCUCGCUCACACAUCGUUUACACAGCAUGAGGGCCGACCACGGCCUGAUCAGCUGCUCCCGAUUGGUCCAAAUUUCUGUUACAUCAAGAAACUUUGGUCAACUGACUGCACAGUCUGGGACGGUGAAAAAUGCAGUAAAUAUGCACGGGUCAGCUCUUUACCCAGUGUUGUCAACCUAGCAAGGUUUAGCGACUUUUCAGACCCCCUAGUGACAAAUCUAGCAACUUUUUCUGGAAUUUAGAGACAUAAACAUAAACAUAAACGCAGGAAUAGAUGUUACUCUUCUUGACGGGGAGCCGGUGUACAUCAAAAACACAGACACUCAGACACCCCACAGAAGACUCCUUCUCCUCCUCCUCCUCCCGGGGAUGGGGGGGUUGGUGGCGACAGUGGGUUUGACAGAGAAAUUUUGCAAAUUAGGCGAUGACGUCAUCUAGCGACAGCCACUAGCAACUUCUUCUUACUAUCUGUGUAAUCUAGUGCAAUGCAGUGCAACAGCUCCAUCAAGAAUUAGGGCGUGUUCACACCACCCUCAUUUAGACCAGUUGAACCAAACCCUGGAGCGUUUACCCCCUUGGUGUGGUCCGUUUCGGUCAGUGUGAACGCUGACCUCGAACUCUGGUGCGGACCACAUAAAUGAACUCUGGUCCGCCUGAAGCGGUGAUCUCGGAGCGGUUCAUUCCUGGUGUGAACGUCAUCCACACCAACCACAGGAAACGCACCACACAUGUCAUUAAUGCCUGUCACCGUCUAGUCUUUAUCCGUCUGUUGUUUGCAGCACGUCUACUCCAGAAUGUAUUAAUUAAUGCCGCAGUUCGCGCUCGCUGGCUAAUGAGUCAUUCAUACACGCAAUCGACUAGCGUCUUUUGAUAUGCGCUUCAGAUGAGUAGCAAAGCAAAAUCAGCCUACCAUGCUCCAUGACAGGCAAAGACAGCAGAGCGGGAUUUGUAUUCCUGCAUAAACUAAUGACCAAUAACCGAACGAUAUUCGCAGUCACGUGACCUCCGGUUCCGUUUUCUGGAGCGAUUGAGUUUGUCCUUUGUGAAUGCAAACCGGACCAGUUAAACAAUCAUAACAAAUUUAUCGUCUUGCCUUGGAUUCGAAUCAGGAAACGGACCUUUAGGUGUGAACACAACCUUAGUGAAAGAGUUUUAAAAAGACACUUGAUUGAUAACGAUCAAAGCUCCACCCUGAUUUAAAUCAAACAUGUGGACGCUCAGAAAGUCCUCAACUGUCUGAAUGCACAGUGUGAGCACAGGAAUCGUGAUCUUUGGUUGUCUGACGUAAGUGAUUCACUCGUAUGGUGUGAGUUCAAUUAGCACCAUGAUAUUAAUAAAACCUGCACCUGGCCUUAGCUGUCCUGAAGCAAGCUUUUGAUUUUCAGGUUUCAUCAGCUGAUCGCAGUGUUAGAAGUCUGAGAUUUAUCCAUGUACGGUAGUUUAGAUUUUGUGUAUUUUUAUCACUUAGUGCUGUAAAUGGUAAAGGCUUGAGAGUCAGACCCAGAAUAGUCACGGACCUGUCUAUAAGUAGGUAACGUUGUCAGGUGACAAAGGUGUCUAAAGGUCAUGAAAAGUUCAGUCAUGGAUAAGCUUUGUCAACAUGUAAACUUGGCAGAAUUUUCUCCUCUCUGUCGACCAGAGUGCGGAAAAUGAAAGUCUGCUGAAGUGUUGACAGCCUCGCUCACAGUGUGAGUAACCUGAGGUGUCAUCUCUCCAGCACGACGGAGAAGGAUGGGUGUUUUUAUAGCCUGAGCUAAAGAGGCUCAUAAAGCUCUUUAAACGCCUCAUUUUAAGGGUGUUUGGGAAAUCACAGACUGGGUGUUAAACAUAAUAAUAAAAUUAACAUGUUUCCAAGAGUUUAGCUCAAUCAGCUACUUGAAUGUAAUGAUCAAAAUCUACUGUUUUAUAGUUAAACAAAGAAAAUCCAUCUUAGCUUUCACAGAAACAUUCAUCUCUGCAGCCUUUGGUCUCACAGCAGCAUGACAACAUGAUUCACACCGCCGUGUAAAUCACAUUACUGAUUCCUCUGUUCCCAGUUUUAUUAAAUUUGUCAUGCCAAGUGUGGAUUAAGAGGUUUACAACCCGGUUUUUAACAGGCAUCCAUCUAAUAAGACUUGAUUCUCUUAACCAAGCACAAUUUUUAAGCAUUUAGCGCUCCUGUUUAAUUAGAUUUGAGCUCACGGUACUUUUUAGCCUCUUCACAGAAAUCAAACUUAAGCAACUAUUUCGAGUUUUACUUUUGAUCCUUUUCCACCAGUGGCAGGUACCUGAUUUUUUUAGUUAUCUGCUGGGACUCAUUACCUCUUUAAGUCAAGACAAUAUAACAACGUUGGCCUCUGUUCGUGAGAUGAAGGCUAACUUUAAUUAUUUGAUUCAGGGAACCAAAAUACUUAAAUUUGGCUCUUAAUUUAGGGAACAGUUCGAACAAAUGUCAGAUCCAUUUUCUCACAUUGCCUCUGCCCGAUAACUGCCUAAUUAAAAAAAAUACUCUCUUCACCGUGACUUCUUAUUUUCAGAGCUUCUGUGAGGAGUUUUUGGCAGAUCAUAAAACAGAUUGAAAGUAGCGCCAAUGUCUCUUAAUUACCUGCAAGAGCAGAUGAGACCAUCAGCAUUCAGAGUGUUAUUUUUACACUGUUUUUAUUCAUGUCUAAAUCAGUUUGUAGGAAUCAGAUGAUGUGAAUGCAACACCAAAACAGACCUUUAAUAGUCCCCACUGUGAAAUCUCUCUGUUAAAUGGAAGCAGAAUUACAUUUUGUGAGAUAAUAUUGCUUACAUAUGUACAGAAUGAAGUUUCAAAGCCUGUUUUAUCUGAAGUUGCAAUAAAUAAGAAUAUAAUCAGAGUUUUAAUGCCUUGUUUUGUUAUGAACACUUUAUAUUUGUUUCCUUAGGACGGAGGAGGAAAGUACAAAGGGAAGCACCAGGUCUUGAGCUCCACAGCCACCAUAACAAUCAAUGUGAUCGAUGCUCAAGACAUGCCGCCAUCCUUCAUAGGAACUCCUUACUUCGGCUACGUCUAUGAGGUCUCACUUCCGGUAAGUUCUUCAUUUAUUCCUUUAAGAAUUGAGAACUAAGGAUACUUUCAAAAAGCAGUUGAAACCCCAUUUGUUUACACUUGCCUUUGUAUAACCAGGACUUGGGCUACUGGUGUACUUUUUGUUGAUUUUUAUGUCUUGUUGUCUCACCAGUGUUGUUUCCAUUAACGAUGACGCUGAUGAAAACAUUUUGUCAACGUCAUCGUCAACAAAAACAACACUGCAGAAUAUGUGUUAAGCGUUUGACUGACGGAAUGCUCAUGUAUUUUGCAACUCUGUUCGUUGUCCACCAUUAAUGUUUUCGUCUAGUCUCGUCUUGUCACCGUAAACGCACAUUCGACUCGUCACAUUUUAUUCAUCUAAGACUUAGGUUUAGCUCGUCAAUGUCACGUCUUCAUCGUGGAAAAAAAGGGGUGUUGACGUUUUUGUUGACGAUGACGUUGACGAAUAUUUUCAUCAACGUCAUCGUCAACGAAAACAACACUGCAGAAUAUAUGUUCAGCUUUUGACUGACGAAAUGCUCAAUAAUUAAUACAAUACAAAUACAUACAAUUCAAUAAAGUUUUGGUAUUAUUAUCAUUAUUUAAAAAUCUCUUAAAUACGAGCGAUGAUCGUCAUACAAGGUUAUUCGUGUGUUUUCCUUCAGGGUUCUGAAAUCUUCACCGUUUACGCCAAAGAUGGAGAUCAAGGCAAUCCCAACCCUAUACGUUACUCUAUAAUGAAUGGUGAGAGCAGCACAUUGAGAAAUUAAUUCCAAAUUGAGCUCUCUUGCUGUUUUUCUUGUUUACGUCUCAGACACAUUCACAUCUUUUCUCGCCCCACCUGUCAGGUAGUGACGGCGUCUUCGAUAUUAACAGCACCAGCGGGUGCAUCACCCUGUCAACGUAUCCGUCAAUGCUAAACAAAGAAUUAUUUGAGAUCAAAGUCAAGGUAAUGAUAAUUAUUGUCACAGUUAUUGUUUGUUAAUUACACACAGGAAUGAAACCUGUUUGCUCCACUGAAUGUGUUGUUUAAUGUGAUUUUUAAACCAAGGCGUCUGAGGUGGGACCAGAAGAUCAUCUGUUGGACUACGACAUCACUACAGUUACAGUCCGGGUUGUGGAUCUCAACAACCACCCGCCCACCUUUUACGGAGAGAACGGACCUCAGAGUAAGUUUGAGGUCACCAUGUAUGAGCAUCCGCCUGCAGGGGAGAUCCUGAGAGGGUUCAAGAUCACCGUCAACGACUCCGAUCAGGUGGGUUUAUUCUCAGUAUAACUCCUCAUUCAUCAUUCACUGUCUUCCUCAGUUUUACCGGUCUGUUUUUGACAGCAAAUACUCCACCAACAAGAUAUUCAUGUACAAACACGAAUCAUGAUGAAAGCUGGUGCUUUAUUUACUCAACUGAAGAGUGUUUUUGGAGUAACAGGGUCCGUCAUGCUGGGUUUGCUCCUCUGCUGGGGGAUUCAGUAAUACCUCUGGGUGCAACAUUGCAUAAAUCUCUGCCAGCCAGCCUCAAAGUGUGCUCAAUUAUGCAACACUAUUAAAUCAUGUACAAAAUCUGUUCAUUCAUUUAUGAUCAAAUGUUUUGUGUAAGUCCACUUGGCUUAUUUUCCCCAUCUCAGUUUCUCAAUCACUAAAAAAAACAGAUCUUCUUCUUUAAAGAUUCUGGAGCCUGAUGAAUCUUGAGGGUUUAUUUUGAGCAGCUUCAUCUAAUCAUAUUUAUUUUUCUCAAAAUUUUAAUUAUUUGUGGUUUAUUAUGUUCUUUUCUGUGCUCUUCUUAAAGGGAGCAAAUGCUAAGUUCAAGCUGAGACUGGUGGGGCCGAGCCGAGUGCUUCGAGUGGUGCCACAGACGGUCCUCAAUGAAGCUCAGGUGACCAUCAUUGUGGAGGACACGUCUGGCAUCGACUACGAAAAAGGGCCAACACUUUCAUACAAGGUAAUAUUUUAAAAUCUCAGUCUUCCUGACUUAUCGAUUUGCAGCCAGCCUAAGACGGCACCGUUAAAUUUCGUAUUAAUUCAAGUUAGCUAAGUGAAAAAGUUUUAAAAUUCCUGAAUAGAUGAGAAAAAUCUGUCUCUAAAGCUUCAACUUUUACAGAUGAGCUUUAUGUUUAGAGAUAUGAAGAAGGCUCUCUACCUGUCCUCUGUUUGGCUUAAACUGAACACACAGUACUAAACAUACACUUACAAUUAUAUAUACAAGAUUAAGAGACAAAUAACUUAUCUAACUUGACUUGCUAGAACAAACUCAAUCCAGAAGUUCGUCACAGGAGCUUUAACUCUCAGUUUUGUUCACAUUGAUUGAUCUAAACAGGAAUGAAAUAGUAAGUGAAAUAGUACAUAGGAAGUAGACAGCUCACAGCACACCUAUCGUUAAAAGUUUCUGUGUGACUCAGCUGUAGUUUUCUCACCAUUGACCCAAAAUGUACUCGAACUAAUCUACCUUAACCUUUGAUCAGAAAGCAAUCUGGUUAUCAAUUAGCAAAAUCCUGGUCCAAAAUCCCUGGUGCACGAUUUCCCUGCUUUAAAGGCUGCUCUGUAGUAAGAUGGACCUGAUAGUUGUCAUGCACUCUGCUCGGUACAAACACAAGGACAUCUCAGAACCUCUUUCGGCUUUGUGUGUGAGUUCUGGGUUUGCCAUGAAACGAGGACACGCUGACUGUUACCUCGACCUCAAGGGGCCUUCGUGGAUUCCUGCUACUCUGACGAUUGUCUGCUUCAACAUUUUCGCUUCCCCUGUGAGGAAUUUUGGCUGGUUUUUAAAACAGGUUAUUAUUAACAGUGAUGCCUCUUAGCAAUCUGCAAAAAAAACUAAAUCAAAACAAGAUCAGGGGGUAGGUGUCAGUGACGAUGAUUAACAGCUACAGCAGGAUGAAGAAUCAGCUGUUAUUUUACUCAUGAGUGAUACAUUUCCCUGUUAAAAGAAAGCAGGAGGAGACAUUUGUCUUUUACCACAUUUUGACUUAAGUUCUCCUCUCUUUUAAAGCUUCUGGCCGUGGAAAUCGACACUCCAGAGAGGUUCAGCGCAACCGCCGACAUAUUAAUCAACCUGCUGGACACGAACGACAACAUCCCUAAAUUUACCUCGGAGUAUUACAUCGCCAGGGUGGCGGAGAACUCUCCCGGCGGCUCCAGUGUUGCUACUGUAACGGUAAGUCAAUCAAGAUUAAACGAUGCUUUAAUCUCACCGAAAGGAUUAUACACUCCAUCAAUUCUCUCAUAAAUUGCACUUCAUUAGUUGAAAGCAGCUUGUUGCUCUUUCAAAGAAGCUCAGCGGUCCAUGGUUUGGUUUUUGUUGUUCGAGUCUAGUCGAGGGUUUCAUCAGGAAAAGUGUCUCCUCUUCUUUUCUCACUAUUCUCUAUAUUAGAGCCAUAUGUCUUGGCGAUGCAGGGUGUAGUAAAAGCUUAGUAUUGCCCCAAGGUUAAUCAUCUGACCUACAGGCCCAUCACUACAGGAAGAGACUUAUAUCCUGCCACACCCACUUUACAUGAGCUUAAGACCCCCACCAGUGAAAAACAUCUAAAUGGAUCACCUUCGCUCACCUUGGAUUAGUUACAGUAACCAUACUGGAGUAUAUUUAUCAGAGUGGUCAUGUGUACAUCGAUUAUAUUUGCUAUAAAUAGAAAUGGGCUUUUAAUCUCUAUCCUUUUUAUUUUCUCUUUCAGGCGAUAGAUCCAGAUUCAGGGCCUUGGGGUGAAGUCAAAUACACGAUUUAUGGAUCAGGAUCUGAUUUGUGAGUAAAAGCCUGCCUCCCCUGCCAGUUUUGGUUUGGUCUGAUCAGAUAAUUGAUUCAUUCAUUUCCAAAAAAACAUUUUUCUGUCGCAAAAAAAAAAAGUAACUUCAUGUGUUUAUGACUCAUGGCUUCCCAUUGGCUCGGCGUGUUUUGUAAACUCGGCCAGCAGGACACCAGUCUUGAUUAAACUUUUGUGUCUUUGAAGGAAGCAGGAAACCAGUUUGAUUGGCCCCUCUGCUUCACAAACAGCUCGCUCUAAAAUGGCUGCAAGAUGCUGGCUAAUCUCCUAAUUGGAUUGGAGGGUUAAAAAUAGACAGCCUGGCCCGUCUCACAUAGGGAGAGCCAAUUAACAUGCAAUGUGACAGCUGGAGCCACAGAAACGGCAGCUUUGAAAAGCAAGGCAGUGUGCAGCAAAGGAAAAGUGAGAAUUUAUUCUCCUCUUCAGGCAGCAACCUGAGUUAAUUGUGUGAAAGUUAUCAGUUUCAGGGCAACUUGUGAUAUUUCACAGUGGAAAACAAGAUAGAAAAUGGCUGUGAGCCCGCAGCUGAAAUAGAAAGAACUGAGAAAGUGCAAAACCUACGCCACUGCUGUAGAAAACCUUCAACUUAUACUCUUAUGUGUAAUAUUCUUGUGUUAGAUACUCAAAUGUCACAGUUAGUUUGUUGAUAACGACACAGUAGUAAGGAAAAUUGAUUUCAAAUCGGGUUACACUGUCUUUUUAAAAACAAUAACACAUUUUUUUAGUGGUUUUAACGAUAAAGAGAGAUACUCUGAGCUCUGAAUACCAGAGGAAAGUAUGUUUUGUUUUGUUUUGCUGCGGAUAAGAGUUGUGAUGAAAAAUUCAGAUUAAAACAGUUUAAAAGUUUAAUUAAAAGUUCUCAGUAUCUCCCUUUAAAAUGAGCACUGCCAGCUCUGGUAUAUAUAUUUACUUACUUUAAUGAUCUGCAAAAGUUUUAGAAAGUAAAUUGUUUUUAUUGUAGUGAAAAAUUCAGAUUAAAACAGUUUAAAAGUUUAAUUAAAAGUUCUCCCUACAUAAUAAGCCCUGCCAGCUCGGGUAUGUAUAUUUACUUACUUUAAUGAUCUGCAAAAAUUUUAUAAAGUAAAUGUUUUUUUGUUUGUUUUGCAGUGAAAAAUAUCACACUAGACAGAUACAUUUAUGUAUGUGUCUUGAAAUAACACCUGAUUAUAAACACAGGAGACGUAUUAAUUUGCUUACUGCGUUGGCAGAAAUGUUCACUCAGUAAUAGCAAUUCAGGUUUGAUCCUUUUCUUGUAAUAUAUUGAAGUCUGUCGUUUAACUUGACUGGGAAUGAGGCUUAUCUUAUAUUUGGUCUAAUUUGAUAUUUUGGCAAAAAAUAACAAACAAACUCGUCAAGACCAGUGUUUUUCAAUGCAAUCAUCUAUUUUCAACAGAAGCGAAACUUUAUUUCUUCCUUUUGUUCAGUCACCUCAGUCAACUUCACAUUCACAGCCGCACAGGAUGUAAAUCUGCUUGUUUUAGAGAACAAUUACUGAGUGUCACACUGAGAUUCACAGUAUCGGUGUGAUUGAGGGUUGUGCUGGAAAUGUCUGGAGCAUAGACAGCUUUGAUAAACACUAUAAAACUGUUUGGACUCACAGGUUUUCCAUCGACCCAUCAUCUGGACUGAUCACCACUCAGCCCUGGACCAGCCUGGAUGCAGAGCUCAGGUCCAAGUUCAACUUUUACGUCAAGGCUCAAGACUCAGAGGGGAAGUACAGCCUGGCUGAAGUCUUUGUCACCGUCCUGGACAUCAAUGAUCACCCUCCAGCUUUUGAUGAGGAACUUCUCGAGAAGACUAUGAUCAUUGGUUCACCUGUAAAAGUCGAGGUGAGUGAAAACAAGUGAUUGUCCUCUUAUACAAGGAGUCAUAUUUUUAAAAAAAUAAAAGAAAGGACUUUAAAAAAAAUAAAAUUAAAAAGAAUUUACGAGAUUGUAUUUUUAAAAAAUCCAAAAAGGAGACCAUAUGGCUGGGGAUAAUCCUUUUUUUCUUUUUUCAUCAAAUCUAUUGGUUAAAAAAUCUCAAACUAGAUCUUGAAAUCUGACUCCUCCCUUCUCCACCUUUCUUGUAGUGAUUUGAGGGUGAUUAUGUAUAGUUUUCUCCUUUGCUGCAUGUCUGAUUCAUCAUGCAGUCUAGGAGAACCGUGGGUCAUCUACAUCUAUGUUUUUGUCACUGUAAUAGAUGUUCCAGAAAAUGCAUUAAAAUACAAUAAGCCCAACAAAAACAUUUAAGUAAAGGCUUAGUUAAGGCUUAGUGUGGGCUUUGUUAAGGGUGUUUAAUGGCUUUGUCAGGAGUGUUAUAAAGGUUAAGUUGGGGCUUGGUUAUAGUCGUAGAAAAGUCUUUGUUAAGGGUGUUACAAAGGCUUUGUUGAGCGUAUUAUCAAGGGUUACUUAAGAAUUAGUUAAGGGUGAAAGAAGGACCUAGUUAAGGUUGAAUUAAGUAUGUUAUAUAGGUAUCAGAAAGACUUGGUGAAUGAAGUAAAAAAGGCUUUAUUAAAGUUGUACUAGAGGGGUUUUUUGAAGGCUUAGUUAAGGCUUGGGAAUGAGUGUAUCAAGGCUCAGUCAGGGCUUUGUUAAGGUUUUAAUAAAGGCUUUGUUAAGGUUUUAAUAAAGGUUUAGUUUAGGUUUCAGUAAUAGUGUCAUAGAUGCUUUGCUAAGGUUGUAAUAAAGGCUAACUAUAAGAGCAAAAUAAAGGCUUGCUAAGGGUGUUAUUCAUGAUACAACACUAUGCUAACAGCCUUAGCUUUUCAUGAAUAGUCCAAAUUGUGAUUUAUACUUAGCUAAACCAAACCUUUUAUUUUUCAAUAAGACAAUAUUCUUAAUUUAACUAAACAGUACAGUGGUCGCAGUUUAUUUAUUUAGCCCUCUAGGUGAAAUAUACUUAACUGUGAAAUUAGCAUAUUAUUAUUACAGGCUGUUUUGUGUGUUGAAAAGAAUUUAAAAGGCUGUUGACUUAAUAAAUUCACCUCAAGGUGGCAGUCAUGUCAGAAAAGAUGAAUGAAUUAAUCAUUAUUGUGAUUCCUUUACAGGCAGUGGACGAAGAUGCAGAGUCUCCAAACAACGUCAUAGAGUACUCCAUCAUGGAAGCAGACCCUGAAAAUGCCUUUGAUAUAAACUCGGACACUGGAGAGAUCCAGCUGAAGUCGUACAUCAAGUCCAUGGAGAUUGUGCAAAACAUCACCAUGCAGAAGGACGCCAAGUGGUGUCUGGUGGUUGAGGCCAGAGACAGAGGCUCCCCGUCCUUCAGCACCACAGCCAUGGUCAACAUCGAUAUCACCGAGGCGGUAAGUGACUCUCUGACUCCCAGCAUGCCUCUCUGUGCUUUCAAAGCUUGAGCUUUAGUAAGCGUGAGGGUUAGAUUCAAGCAUGUGAAUAGACACUGCAGAUCAUAGAUAUCACUCUAUGCUUUCCAACCGCUAAUUCAUCGCCCUUGUUUCACUUUUCAUUAACCCCACCAUCAUUUUAAUGUUAUAAUUAUUUUCAAAAUGUGCCAUGAGGAAAAAAGGAUUUCAAAAAAGCUUAAUCUAUCCUGCUUGCAAGCGGUAAUUUGAGAGUUGUUUGCCUUUGAUGGAGUUGACAGUAAAUCAGUCACUCUCCUUUUGACUCUGGUGACUUUGUUUACUCGGCUGUCGCUACAAACUGUGUGACAGAUCUGCCAAGAAAAACUGCAAAAACGUAAGAAAAGAAGCUAAAAACUUCUGCUUCUUCAACCUCUCUUUUUAGUUUCCAUAGAGAAAUAAGCUUAUGUCCAUUUCCAGGGCUCUAUUUUCGUGCCCGCCAGCGGCACGGCGGAGGGUGCCUCACUUGCAGAUUUCCACAGUGUCAGGCACAUUUCAGUGCAAUAAAUAAUCAUCAACAACUAAUAAUCUGAGUCAGCACAUACAUUUAGAUCUAUAUAGAUAUAUUCUGAUCUAUAUCUUAACUGAUGAGUGCAUUUAGCACGCGUUUGGACACUCAACUUGGCACGGUGGACUUUCACCGUGCCUACACCACUCCACCGGCGAGGAACGAAAAUAGAGCCCUCAAUGUAAAGGUCAUGCUUUAAAUACUUAUUUUGUCAUCUAAAUAGUCAGCUGCAUCUUUUACGUCAGUGUGACCAACUAUAUAACACAGAGAGGGGUAUUGUGCUGCAGUUUUAUAUCCAAAAGAUGAGGCUUGAACAAGCAAGCAGCUGUGUCAGUGCCUAAAUUAUGCUUGGUACAAAGCAGGCAGACUUGUUGCCAUCUGAUGCCACUUUCUAUUUUCUCCCUGGUUUGGCUACGAUCAUGCAUUUAAAGACAAGAGCGCUAACAGUGAAGUAACCAAGCCUUGAAUGGUGCUGGUUUGAUUAAAAGACCCCGUAAUUGGAGACAACAAGUAGCCAUUGAAAGAGACUUGUGGGGGAUUAGUAGCAGGCGGUCACAACUAUAGCUGCUAUAACUGUAAGCUGCCAUACUCAACUACCAUGCAGGUGGCGGUAACAGAUGGUACUAGAAAGAGCAACACGUCUUUAACUGCUCAUUGCUGAAUGCAAUUGAAACCUCAGAGCCCCCCAGAAGCAGACUGCAUUUUAUUCACAAAGUGACGUAAAUUUUGGAGUUCACUGUAUAUCUAUCAGGUCUUUUUCUCUAUAUAGUUUGAUUUGUUUGUAUAAAUAUGUGGAUAAAAUGCAUAAAUACCAAGGUAAAGGUUAAUGAAGUUGAUUAUGUUGAGGGAAAUAACAUUUUUUUAACUUCUAAACAAGGUUUUCCCAACUUGGCAGUCUGAAAGAUGCUCUUUUCUGUAGAAAAAUGAGUCUAGGACAGUUUUUAUGAUUUUUGAAUCAUUAAAAAAAACAGGAGAGAAAGGUCACACCUUUUUAGUAACUAAUAAAAUUGUUUGUUUGUUAAUUUAAAGGAUUUAAAUCUGAAAUUUAAAACCAAUAGCAUCACUGUCCUGCAUGUUUUGGAUGUUCCCCUGCUCCAACACACCUGAUUCAAAUGAUUAGCUCGUUAUCAAGUUCUGUAAUGGCUUAAUAACGAGCUGAUCAUUUGAAUCAGGUGUGUUGAAACAUCCAAAACAUGCAAGACAGUGGGCCUCGAGGACUGGACUUGAGAACCCCUGCUUUAAUUAUAUCAAAUCUGUUUCCCUUUGAUUUUGUCUUCAUCAUGUUUUCAUUCCCUCACCUCACACGAUGACAUGACCCCCUGUUUUCGAUGUUGUUUCUGUUUUGUGAAUCGUGCAUUUCAGGUCAAAGGUCGCAUUAUUUCAUACUUCAUGGGCCUCAGCAAACGUCCGCUGACUGUUCUUGGAAUUUUUCUCAGCAUUGCCGCCACCCUUAUUUUACUAACAAUCUGCAUAUCAACAAUCCUGUACUGUAACGCAGUGAAAAAGUCUCGAAUCAACCCCGAGAGUAACUACAUCAAAGUAGUCCGCAGAAUUAAAUGAGGACUACAUAGCAGCUAAACUUUAUAAUUCACUCCAAAAUAUUCAAAUCUAAGUGUUUGAACUGAUUAUCUUUUGUCUGUAAAAGAGUCCUGGAGCACAUUUAAAGUCGCAAAAUCACAAUGCAAUAAAGUUUUUUUGUUUUUUUUAAAUAAUUUUUCUUUUUUUACGUUUUGUGAAUGCAACAAAUUUCCAAGAACACAAAUUUGCAUUAUUUUUUUAAUCUUUACCAAAAGCCUAUCUUUAAAAGUCCGACAUAGAUUUAAGACUCAGUUUAUCAGACUGUCAAAAAGACAAAUCUGGAGGCUUUUACUCUGCUCAUCACUCAUCUACACUUUUCCCAUCAUCCUCUCUGGCUCCAUUAGCCGUCAUCAUUUUCGGUCAGCCCUCAUCAGUCUCAUGUCAAAGCACAGCACUGCCAGACGCACUCCCAACAACUCGUGAUGUGUAGCUUUUUAGCUUCGCGGCAGCUGUCCUGCACUGUGAGACAGACAAGGACUGAAUGUGUGAAUGUGUGCGUGUGAACGAGUGCGUGUGUUUGUAGAUUUGUUGGUCGGGCCUCCUCUGUCAGUGCUUUGCGCCUCCAUCUCUCACGCUUGCAUGCUUCAGAUGAAUGCUGCGCUGAUGCUUCGAUCCAGUCCCCCUGGACUUGAUUUAAACUUUUGAAUUUGUGCUCUUUUACAGACUCCUCUCAAGGGGCCUAUGGCGGCCUUUUUAAUGAAAAGUAGGGACAAUCCAAUGAAAGCUCUAGGCAUGGUGGUUGUGAUUAUUAGCGUAAUGGUAGGUGUGACUGUGUUGAUCUCUACGGCUUUGUACAUGCGCAACUCCAAGUCAAACAGGAUCAUGCCGGUGCGCCGCAUCAUAAAGAGGCGACCCAGGGACCAGCGGUCCUGGACCUCUAAGAUGCCCAGUAUCAGAUUCUACAACCCCGCGGAGAAGUUCCUCAUCGAUGACGCAGAGAGCACCCUGCAGAGGGACUACAGCAGCCCUGAAAUAAGGCCUCCACCUCCAAGGGCUCCCUCUCUGCCUCCUCCACCUUCUCCUAACACACGUCCGAGUGACAGACCCCGGGCGGUACCAACUAUAUCAGGUGCUCUGGCCUCCAAAGGAUCCAGAAGAACAAAAACGGGUCGCCACAAAGAAGUAAACAUUAGCUCUGCUUUAGUGUCGGAGUUGAAAAUGAAGCUGGAGCAGAAAAUCCAUGAGAGCAACAAAGGUUAUUAUUAACGCGGUCACAUUGUCCCGUUUAAGGUCCCCUGCUUUAUUUAUUUCUGAGUCCACUCACCUAAAGUUUAGAUCUGAUUAGGUGGGUCUGUGGUUCACUUAGGGUUGUUACAAGAAUGUUUACAGAUACACACAGAGCCAUGCAUAGGUAUUGACUCCCUUGUUGAUUUUACAACUACAAAUAAAUUGGAUUUAAUCGGGAUUGAAUGUGUUAAACCACAUGAACACAUAUUUUAAAGUAUGGGAUAUCACAUUAAGCUUUGUGUUAGCUGCUUAUGUUUGUUAUUCUACCAGCAAAAAGCCAAAAUAAGUCAAUUUUAUCCCAGUUUGUAGCACAGCAAAAUGUAAAGCUAAAAACUGCAUGGCACUGUUAGUCUUAAAACUAGUCAUAACACAAACAGGCGUCACUGCUCCUGAGCGUCUGGGCCACUGAUGUAGUAAAAGAUAAAUUACCACACUGCCAUCUUGAGGAGGAUUACAUCAUCUUCAGAGUAGGAAGCCACACUGUAAACUCCCUGAACGGAGGAUUACUGAGACUAAGUGUGUAUAGACAUAAGUUACAUAACUUCCUGAAAAGUGUGUAAAUAAGACAACCCCAUGAGCACACAGCUGAAUGACAAAGUGUUGAAAAAAAAACAACUCGGCUUGUUCAAAAGUGCUAAAGGACCAGCAUGUGAGUGUUUUACUGAGUUACAUCAGCCGGUAGAAAGUUGACGAGUUGCUCUUUUGUAUGAUUACAAUGUGCCACUUUUGGUUUUCACAGUUAAAGCAAAAUAAUAAUAUUAGAUUUAUUCAAACAUCUAGAGAUAGACUUCUAUGUACAUAACGUCCUCUUUAAAUGUACAGUAUCGAAUGGAUUGUUAUUAAUUUCCGUGUAAAUAUCUGACAAGACAUGAGCAUUUCUCAUCUGUAUCUUGCUGCAGUAAAUAAAGAAGUACAGAAAAACCAUACAACUCCUCUAGUGGGACUUUGAUGCUAAAUUUAGUGCUAAGUUUUUCAAGCACAGAUCACCAUGUUGUAUAUAAGUGUUAAUAACCUGCUUGGAGAUUUGACCGUAUAGAGUCUGUGUUGAACAUCUAGAGUCUGCGCACAGUGUUACCCCUCAAUGCCUUCAAAUGUAGGCAAAUUAAGUCAAGUCAUUUAAUAGCUGGAGCACAAAUCUUGUAUCUGAAUAUAUCUUCACUCAUAAAUAUCUUCCAUAAGUUUAGAUAGAGAGUAUAAUGUAUCUCUGUUAUUGAUUACACUUGCCUGGUCCUUCAUUAUUUGUAUUGUCUUUGUAUUGUCUUGAUUUUGAAUAAAUAUUUGACAAUAAA